CGGCCGCGCGCGGCCUGCCGGGAGCUGUAGUUCGUCUCGGUAACGGUUCGCCCAGCGGCGGCAGCAGCAGAAGCAGCUGCUGGAGGUCCGGGUCUUCCCUUCAGUCGGGCGGCGGCGCUUCUCCCCUUCGCACCGCAGCGGCCUGCUCGCUCGCCCCGCCGCCCCCGCGCCGCUCCCGAGGGGAGGCUGGAGCCGAGGACCGGGCGGCCGGACGGAGACCGAGACGGCGCCCAGCCCCGCAGAGUUUUCACAUCCCUGACGAUGAAUCCUGUCUAUAGCCCCGUUCAGCCCGGGGCUCCGUACGGGAAUCCUAAGAGCGUCGCCUACACAGGUUAUCCCACAGGAUACCCCACGGCAGCCCCCACAUACAACCCAAACAUCUACACAACCACUGCUCCAGGUUAUGCCCCAGGAUACCCUGCUGGAACGCCCUACAAAGUCCCUCCAACUCAGAGUAGUAACGCCCCGCCUCCUUACUCUGCGUCGCCCAGCCCUUAUCAGACGGCAAUGUACCCCAUUCGUAGUGCCUACCCUCAGCAGAACCUGUAUGCCCAGGGGGCGUACUACACACAGCCCGUCUACGCAGCUCAGCCUCACGUCAUCCAUCACACUACGGUGGUCCAGCCCAACAGCAUCCCUUCGGCGAUUUACCCAGCGCCCGUCGCUGCUCCGAGGACCAACAGCGUAGCGAUGGGGAUGGUGGCCGGGGCUACCAUGGCGAUGUCAGCAGGGACUCUGCUGACGACCCCACAACACACCGCGCGGGGGGCGCAUCCCGUCUCAGUGCCAACGUACCGGGCGCAGGGGACCCCCGCCUACAGCUAUAUCCCUCCCCAUUGGUAAUUCCAUUGGCCAGCCCAUAUCUGGAGUCAAGACAUCGGAUGCAACCUGGCGCGAAGGAGCAGCCCCCCCUCCGGGCAUCUGGGCAUUGCCAGCAAAAGUGAAAAACGCCCCCCCUCCCAUCUCAAUGGUCACCCGACGCGCUCUCUCGGAUUUUAAUUUUGCGUUUAAUUUUUGACUUCUUUGGGGCCAAAGCCGGACCCUUCUCCCCCCACCCACCCCCCUUUCCCCUUCCCUCUAGGGUCCACUCCGUUGAACCCUAUCGUUGUUUUCCGCUGCCUUGGUCUCCAUUUCCCUCCAUUGAGCGUGGCCGGGACCUCCUGAGGCCAUCUGUCCGUUCAUGAUCCAUGCGGGUUCCUCGGGGUGGGGGGAGCGGGGGGAGGGAUAAUUCCACCUUUAGGUUUCUGGAGGGACCAAGAAGAGCCCACCCACAUUUCUCACCCACCCACCCACCCACUCCUCCUCCAGGAAGCCCGUCCCCUCCCUUCUUCACGCUCCUCCAUAACACAAUUCAAGAAAAUGGGUGCUGUCCAGCUAGGCCUCGGGAUUCCAUGGGUCGUUCCCACUGAAACGUGGAUCUCGGCACUUUGUACGUGGCCAGAGGAUGUGAGAUACGUGGCAGGGCCCACCUGGGUUUUAGAGAGCCUCCCUGACAGAGAAUUGGCACGUAUUGCGUGCUUUCAUCAUGGGAUCCGCUUCCACUCCCCCCAUCUCUUUGAAAGAAAGGGGUAGUUCUUACAUUAGCAUAGGCCAGGGAUAGGCAAUCUGGGCUCUUUUAUGAAUUGUGGACUUCAACUCCCAGAAUUCCUGAGGCAGCAUAGGGGAACUAUGGCCCCUUCAUGACUCGUGGACUUCAACUCCCAGA
Messenger RNA from Crotalus tigris (Tiger rattlesnake), 1705 nucleotides. RefSeq names its product family with sequence similarity 168 member A (gene FAM168A). Bases 262 to 843 code for a protein of 193 amino acids. NCBI's taxonomy places the organism in Eukaryota, Metazoa, Chordata, Lepidosauria, Squamata, Viperidae. Gene Ontology annotation, biological process: positive regulation of base-excision repair. The record is from RefSeq and is a predicted model, not a curated record. The transcript has 7 exons.